Messenger RNA from Xylona heveae TC161, 1793 nucleotides. RefSeq lists its product as hypothetical. Gene Ontology annotation, biological process: D-serine catabolic process. Bases 136 to 1605 code for a protein of 489 amino acids. The transcript is spliced from 3 exons. Gene Ontology annotation, molecular function: D-serine ammonia-lyase activity. The record is from RefSeq and is a predicted model, not a curated record. Lineage: Eukaryota; Fungi; Ascomycota; Xylonomycetes; Xylonales; Xylonaceae.
AACGAUUUACAUCUUCCAUUGUUUUUUUGACUUCUUAUUGGGAGUCCCCUAUAAAAAUAAAAAUAAAAAUAAAAAUAGAAAUUGAAGUUGAAUUUUACUGUCAAUUUGCUGUCCAGAGGAUCUUCUUACAUCACAAUGUCGAACGUCUCCCUUUAUCCAGGCCCCACGACCCAAGAACUGAAGGAACGAUUCGUAGGACAGUUGCUUCAAGAUGUUGAUGGCCCCGCAGCAAUCAUCGAUACGGCUGUUGCUCAACGCAACUGCGCCCUAAUGCUGGAUGCGGCCAAGGCGCUGGGAGUCAAGUUCCGCGCGCAUGUCAAAACACAUAAGACGACAGAAUUGACCCGCUUCCAAGUGGGCAAUGGCAGUGAUCCUGUCAAUUUGGUAGUGUCCACACUGAUCGAAUUGGAGCAACUUGUGCCCUUUCUUCUUGAAUCCAAAGAAAAUGGAAGAGCUGUGAAUACCAUAUAUGGAUUGCCAGUGCAGCCUUCAAGCAUCAAGCGUCUUGCCGCAAUUGGCAAGACUUUGGGAGCCGGUAGUAUUUCUGUGCUUGUCGACAAUCCUGAGAUUCUACCUUUUCUCGGAAAAUAUAAACAGCUUUGCGGACAUACUUGCGGAAUCUACAUCAAGCUCGACACCGGCUACAAUCGAGCAGGCAUUGCGCCGGAGUCGGCGCAGCUCAAGGAGCUCUUACAUGCAAUUCUCGAACACGAGACUAAAAGCCCGUCAGAGAUUAAGUUGGAAGGAUUCUACAGCCACAUGGGCACGAGUUAUGGCUCAGACAGCAUCUCACAAGCUCUGGACUGGCUCGUUCAAGAAAUUGACCAAUCUCAAGUCGCUGCCGACCUUGCCAAGAGCAUUUUCCCAGACACUCGACGAUUCGUUAUUACUGUUGGUGCCACGCCAACGACUACUGCUGCGCAAAACCUCACUUCGUCUGAACCUUCAUCUUCAUCAGGUCCAGAUUCGGGUUCGGAUUCUGCAAACGCGGCAGUCGUGCGGACCAAGGAACUCAUCGAGCGUGUAAAGCGGACACAUGACGUGGAAUUGCACGCUGGGGCAUACACGACACUGGAUCUGCAGCAACUGGCAGCACAUGCACGAUCACGCGAAUCAAAUCUCUCAUUCAACGACAUUGCGUUACGUGUGCUCGUCGAAGUGGCGAGUCUAUAUCCGCACCGCAGCAAGCCCGAGGCCCUGAUCAGCUGCGGCUCUCUCGGCCUCGGACGCGAGCCAUGUCGGAGUUAUCCCGGGUGGGGCGUAGUCACGCCGUGGUCGUCUCUUGGGGGCUCGCAGAACGACGAGCAGAAGCAAGAGCAAGAGCAAGGGCAAGGGCAAGGGCAGAAUGGCUGGUAUGAUCCCGAGGACAAGGACCGCACGGGAUGGAUCGUCAAUCGCAUCAGCCAGGAACAUGGCGUGCUUGGCUGGGAAGGGCCGCGGGAGAAGAUGCGCCAGCUACAGAUUGGCGAAAAGCUGUUGCUUUGGCCUAACCAUUGCUGCAUAGCGGGUGCUGGAUACGGUUACUAUCUCGUGGUGGACUCGACGCGGCCAGGCAUCGAAAAGGACCGUGUCGUCGAUGUCUGGACUCGCUGGCGGGGAUGGUAAAAUUAUCGAUGAUUCGAUAGUGAACACUGAGCAUGUCUCUGUAUAUAGCUGGUGUACUUUCAACCUUAGUGGAAGAAUGUCCCGCGCUGUGAUUUUGAGUAUAUUACUGGAAAUGCAACUUUCGUUUUGCAUGGAUCCUAUAAAUCUGAGCAAGUAUCGGGGACAGUGCUGAACAUAAUUCAAGAAAU